Molecule: messenger RNA, 2076 nt
Organism: Centropristis striata (black sea bass)
Lineage: Eukaryota; Metazoa; Chordata; Actinopteri; Perciformes; Serranidae
Gene: plbd2
Product: phospholipase B domain containing 2
Exons: 12
Coding region: 23-1717 (564 amino acids)
Biological process (GO): phospholipid catabolic process
Cellular component (GO): extracellular region
Molecular function (GO): glycerophospholipase activity
Source: RefSeq, a predicted model, not a curated record
CAUGUGACUUCUUCCUGUAAACAUGGCGUCCAGGCAAAACAAGCCGUCUGCGGCUCGGAGUUUUAUAACGGUUUUAAAUGGUUUAGCGGUUUUAUCGUGUUUCUGUUUUCUGUCUGCUGGAGCUGAAAUACGAAGCGCUGUGAUUGACAAACAAACCGGACAGCUGUCUGUCAUUGAGGGGUAUCGGGGAGAUUUUGUGGCUUGGGCGAACUUCACCGAUGACAUAGACAAAUCAGGCUGGUCUUUCUUGGAGGUCACUACCAGCAGUCAGUACAAUGACAGCAUCCAGGCUUAUGCUGCUGGAGCAGUGGAGGCUGCUCUCACAUCUCAGCUCAUCUAUAAGCACUGGAUGAACACUCUGAUGGGUUACUGUGGACCCUUCACGUCUGAAUCUGCUUACUGCACACGUCUUAAAGCUUUCAUCGUGACCAAUCUGCAGUGGGUUCAGGAGCAAAUAGAAAAGCAGCCAAGUUCAGCCUACUGGUACCAGGUGCGUCUGGCACUGCUGCAGCUGAAAGGCCUGGAGGACAGCUACAAUGAUAUGCUGGCAUUCCCCUUAGAGUCGUUCUCCCUCAACCCGCUUGGCUUCCUACUUUUCCAGUUGGGUGGGGAUCUGGAGGACUUGGAAUCGGCUCUGAACAAAUCCAGUCAAACACGUCCUCUUGGAUCUGGCUCCUGUUCUGCUCUCAUUAAGCUGCUGCCAAACAAUAAGGAGCUGCUGGUGUCACAUGACACCUGGAACAACUACCAGGCCAUGCUGCGCAUCAUGAAGAAAUAUAUGUUUGCCUUUAGAGUUUCUCCUUCAGAUGAGGAUCUUCUUCCAGGAGGGACUCAGGCGUUCUCCUCUUAUCCAGGAUCAAUCUUCUCUGGAGAUGACUUUUAUAUCAUAAGUAGUGGCUUGGUUACAUUGGAAACCACCAUUGGCAACAGUAACCCUGCUCUCUGGAAGUUUGUUCAGCCCAUAGGAAGCGUCAUGGAGUGGCUGAGGAACAUCGUGGCUAAUCGACUGGCUUCUACCGGCAAAGAGUGGGCCAAGAUAUUCUCCAUGUACAACAGUGGAACGUAUAACAACCAGUGGAUGAUUGUGGACUAUAACCACUUCACUCCAGGGAAAACUGACAUUAAAGAGGAUCUCUUUGUUGUUCUGGAGCAGAUUCCGGGAUUCAUUGUUUUCACUGAUAAAACUCAGGAACUACUGGAGAAAGGGUACUGGGCAAGUUACAACAUACCGUACUAUGAGGACAUAUUCAAUGCCAGUGGCUGCAAUGAGCUGGUUGAGAAGUAUGGCCCGUGGUUCUCCCUGGACCAGAAUCCUAGAGCUCAGAUAUUCAGAAGAAACCAGACAGCUGUCACAGAUGUGGACUCAAUGGUUCGCCUUAUGAGAUAUAAUAACUUUAAAGAAGACCCAUUGUCAAAGUGUGAAGGCUGUGAUCCACCUGCGAAUGGAGAGAACUCUAUCUCAGCCCGUUCAGACCUGAACCCGGCGAAUGGAACAUAUCCGUUUGGCGCCUUAAGGCAGAGGUCACACGGAGGAACGGACAUGAAGAUGACCUCCUACGAGAUGUUUCGUGACUAUGGUAUGGUGGCAGCUAGCGGGCCAACAUGGGACCAGGUGCCACCCUUCCAGUGGAGCACUUCCCCUUACAAAGACCUGAUGCACAUGGGACACCCUGAUAUUUGGAAAUUCAAGCCUGUAAAAGUUGCCUGGUCUACCUAAUUGUUUUCAUGCAUACAUGAUCAAUGUAAAUACUGCUGCUGUUUAAUGGUUUGAACAAAAGGGAAAUAAUACUUCGAUUCAGUGUGACAUGACUUUUAUGAGCACAAUAGUCAUGUUAUUGAUUCUCAGGAUAAUGGAAAUAAUAUUCAGAAAGUAUAGCAGUGUUACAGCAAUGCACUUUGUUUAAUUACAGCACACAAGGUUAAAGAAAGCUUUGCAAGAAUAUGAUUAACAGCUUCAAAACCUUGAGAAUAUUUCUGAAUUUCACAUUUUCUUUGCUAAAUAUGUGAAAAUUUUAAUUCCCCUAAAUUCUGCUUUUCGGAACUGUAAAAUGUUUCAACAGAACUACCCAUUUCUUU